GGUAAAUUCGGUUUUUUCUUAUAACUCUGGAACCACUAUGUUUAUAUAACUCCACUAUGUUUUUAAAAUACAUAGGUAUUUGUUGGAUUGGCCAGUGAUAAAAAUUUAAUUGAAAUGUACUGAACUGUACUUUCAAAAAAUAGAACAAAACUUAACUAACACAAAAUGUCAAAUUCUGUCAUCGCGACAGAAUAACAAGUUUCGACCGCCGUUUUUUCAAAAGGGAUGGAAUUUAAUACGAAACAUCGAAAAUUAUCAAAAAGCAAAAAUUCCGUUCGUAUUCCAGCAUCUACUAAGCCCCGCCUAGCGAAAAAAAGGAUUGUAACUCGCAAAAGAAAAUGUGUGUGCCUCCCUGAAAAUUAUUCGGUAGUUGAAUUUCCAGCAAUAUGGAAUGAACUAAGACAGAAAGGACAACUUUGUGAUGGGACAAUUCUAUGUCAGGAUAACAUUUCUAUACAAGUACAUCGAGCUAUACUUUCAGCGGUCAGUCCAUAUUUUAAAGCCAUAUUUGUAAACUCUUUGAGAAAAGGGCAGCCUGAAGAAAGAGAAAUUGUCGUUGAUGUUCCUUCUUAUUAUAUGAACUUGAUUCUCGAUUAUGCCUAUUCAGGAACAUGCAAAGUGACUGCCGAAAAUGUGGAAUGUUUGCUUCCAUAUGCUGAUCAGUUUGACGUAGUUGGAGUCAUUCAACUAUGCUGCCAAUUUCUUUUACAAGAAUUGCGUCCGCAUAACUGUCUUGGAAUAUUUAAAUUUGCUAGAUGCUACUUUUGUAGCGAUUUAGAGAAAAAAGGCAAACUGUAUAUAAGACAAAACUUUGCCAGGCUAUUAAAAGAAUGUAGUGAAUUCAAAUCUCUAUCUUAUGAAGAGUUAGAGGAUUUGUUGCGAGAUGACGAAUUGAAUGUUAAAAAUGAAGAAAUAGUAUUCCAAGCAGUAAAAACGUGGAUAGAACAUGACUUGGAAAACAGAAGAAAAUAUAUUCCAUCUCUACUAUCCUGUGUACGAUAUGGCCACAUAAGUUAUAAUUAUUUUAAGACCAAAAUUUUACAAUGGCAGCCUGUGAUGGACGAUGCGAAAUGUCAAGAAGCAUUAUAUCCAGCAGUAGUUUUCCUAACGGUUUUGGACUCCAGACCCGAGACAGAAGCAGAUCUUAACGAUCCCUUAGCAAGACCCCGAAUACCUUACGAAAUACUUUUUGCAGUAGGAGGCUGGAGUGCUGGGAGUCCCACGAGUUUCGUUGAAACAUAUGACACUCGCGCUGACCGCUGGUUUUUAUCAAUUCACAUGGAUCUAUCACCUCGCGCUUACCACGGCCUAUGCACGUUGAAUAAUUUGAUCUACAUGAUUGGUGGUUUCGACGGCAGCGACCACUUCAAUACAGUUCGAUGUUACGAUCCUGUCGCUAACACUUGGCUCGAAAGAGCUUGCAUGUAUCAGGCGAGGUGCUAUGUUAGUGUGGUUGCUCAUGACGGUCUCAUCUACGCGCUGGGCGGGUACAAUGGUCGUACGCGCAUGUCGUCCGUAGAGCGCUACCAUCCCGACAAGAACCAGUGGGAGAUGACCACUCCCAUGAACAAACAGCGGUCCGACGCCAGCGCUGCUUCGCUUGGUGGAAAGAUAUACAUAGUCGGCGGUUUCAAUGGUCAAGAAGUGCUGAGUUCGGCGGAAGUCUUCGACCCGGGCACGAAGCAAUGGUCUUUCAUCAGGUCCAUGAUCAGUCCACGGUCCGGAGUCAGCCUUAUUGCGUAUCGAGAGUGCUUGUAUGCGCUGGGAGGUUUCAACGGUUAUAGCCGACUUAAUACUGGGGAACGGUUUUGUCCUCACCGCGGCGGCGAGUGGCAGGAAGUGACGGAAAUGUUCAGUGCGAGAAGCAAUUUUGCCACAGUACUGCUCGACGAUAUGAUCUUCGUUAUAGGAGGAUUCAAUGGUUCAACCACAAUCCCGCACGUGGAAUGCUACGAUGGGGACACAUCAGAGUGGUAUGACGCAGCUCCUAUGAAUCUGACGCGAUCAGCGCUGAGCGCUUGUGUUAUCGCCGGCCUUCCCAAUGCCAGAUCUUUCUCGUACUUGGCCAAAGCCGUGCCAGCUGCCGGCGCAGAUCAGGCGCACCACUCCUGAGCAUUUAUCACAAGACCAAACUGUACUCACCAACCAAACUGGUCUGGUAUAGCAUGCAGACUUUGUUUUUUAAACUGAAUCAAAUAGCAUUAGAUUUUUACAUAUUCAUGCAAUAUUCCGGCAAUCAUUAUUUAUCUGGAUAAACGUUUGAUCUACAGUCGAGGUUUAGGCGUGACGGUUUUUUGAAGUGCGGGACACGUUAGGGCCUGAGACUGGCCGCCAUUCGUUUAUUGUAAAUAGUUUAUUUUUAAAACCCCUUUUUAUACUACUUAAAAUCAAUAUUGUACAGAAUUAUUCAAAAUAUUUUGACUGAAUAUUUGUAUUUAUUUUAUGUAAUUAGCGAAAUCAGAACACAAACAUUAUUUCGUUUCAUUUUAGAAACGAUUUGUUUUAAAAAGGGCAUUUUUAAAUUACCAAGUUUUUUUAAUUAACAAUGUUAUUUGUGAUAAAUUUUAUUUUAGUAAUAUAAUGUACAGUUCGCGUCCGUUGCAAUCAGAGGAUGCGUUUUGGAUAAAUGUGUAUAAUCAAAAAUGUUAUGCGGCGAUAAAAAAGAAUGAUCUCUUUAUCGUUAAUUUAUCUGUGAUAUUUUCACUAGUCAUUGAAGAAAAUUAAAAAAAAAUGUAAGUAAAAAAGAAGUAGAAUAUCUACUCAGUAAAAAUUUACUGUACCGUACAGAAAUGUUGAGAAAUUUACAAAUAAAGUAAACUGAACGAG
Molecule: messenger RNA, 2826 nt
Organism: Maniola jurtina (meadow brown)
Lineage: Eukaryota; Metazoa; Arthropoda; Insecta; Lepidoptera; Nymphalidae
Product: kelch-like protein 10
Exons: 7
Coding region: 226-2112 (628 amino acids)
Molecular function (GO): protein binding
Source: RefSeq, a predicted model, not a curated record